UUACGCGUGCGCAACUUCAAGCAAAGUCUUGAAUGUGAACUGAAUUGCGAUAAACAAAAAAAACUAAAGAUGUGACGCUUAUCCUGAAAAAAAUCCUAAUCGCAAUUAUCGGAAAGGGCGCAGAUAUUUUUAAAAAUCAUUUUUAUAAUUGCCGCGAUUGGAAUCGAAAAAUAUAAGAGCGCUAUUGGAGGUAAUUGAUUCAGAAAACAUUGACAUGGUUGGUAUGGACUCAAACAAUGGAUCAAUACACUCUGUUUCCAAGUGUUAAAUAACAAAACUCUUAAUAAUUGAUAAGGAUCAAAGAUUCCAAGAUGGAGAAGGAAGGAAAGUUGUCAAAAAAACGUGCCAAGGCACUGACGAUAUCCGAAAGUGGUACCCAGUGUGUGCAAGUCGUGGUCCGAUGUCGGCCGAUGGAUGCCAAGGAGACGUCACGUCAGUAUUCGAGGGUCGUGGAAGUCGCGCCUUCGCGGGGGGUCGUGGAGAUCAAGAACCCGAGGGAAGAUCCGUCGAAGGACAACUUGAAAAUAUUCACAUUCGAUGCAGUGUACGAUUGGCACUCGAGUCAGCAGGACAUUUAUGAAGAAACCGUCAGGCCGCUGGUCUCCUCAGUCCUUGACGGGUUCAACGGGACGAUAUUCGCGUACGGCCAGACGGGAACUGGGAAGACCUACACCAUGGAAGGCUCGAAGAACGACUACGACCGUCGAGGAAUUAUUCCAAGGUCAUUUGAGCAUAUAUUCAAUCAUAUAGGACGCACGGAGAACAUGCAGUACCUGGUGCGCGCCAGUUACCUCGAGAUCUACCAGGAAGAGAUACGGGAUUUGCUGCAUGCUGAUCAGUCCUUGCGAUUUGAGCUCAAGGAGAAGCCGGAGAGCGGAGUCUUUGUCAAGGAUUUGUCGACGGUGGUCUGCAAAAGUGCUCAGGAGAUUCAGCAGCUGAUGAACAAAGGGAACCUCAACCGGACGAUAGGAGCUACGAAUAUGAACGAGCAUAGUUCUAGGUCGCAUGCGAUAUUUCUGAUUACUAUUGAGAUGGAAUCGCUGGUGGGCGACAGUCGGGGAAUUCGUGUUGGUCGGCUGAACCUGGUUGACCUGGCUGGCAGUGAAAGGCAGAGUAAAACGGGUUCCUGCGGUGACAGACUCAAGGAAGCGAGCAAAAUAAACCUGAGUCUUUCAGCUCUGGGUAAUGUCAUCUCAGCGCUAGUUGAUGGGAAGACAACGCAUGUUCCUUACCGUGACUCAAAGCUGACUCGGCUGCUUCAAGAUUCCCUGGGUGGUAACUCCAAGACUAUUAUGGUGGCUAACAUUGGACCUGCUUCUUAUAAUUAUGAUGAGACGCUGACGACACUGAGGUAUGCAAAUCGUGCUAAGAAUAUUAAGAAUAAACCGAGGAUCAAUGAAGAUCCUAAGGAUGCCCUGCUGAGACAGUAUCAGGAAGAGAUCAGCAGAUUGAAGGAACGACUAGCGCUCAAGGGACCGGUUGCUAAAAAGAAGAAGAAGACUAAGAAACGUGUAGAUAAAAGUGAUAAGGACGAAGAUGACACGGAGUCGGAAAUGGAGGACAGUCGGGAAGACAACCGGGUUACGGAGGCUGAGAAGAAACUUAUUGCCGAGCAGCUGCGGACUGAGAAACAAGAAACUGAACAGCUGGUGAUGAGGAUCAAGGAGCUGGAGAGCAAGAUGUUGUGUGGGGGUAAAAAUAUUGUUGAUCAUACAAACGAGCAGCAGCGGGCACUGGAGCAAAGGUCUGCAGAGAUCGCCGAGAGGAAGAAGCGCGAAGUUGAGAUGCAGCAGAAGCUAGAGGAUGAGGAAUCAACUUUCCUGGGAGUCAGAGACACUUAUGCUAAUUUGCAACAGGAGGUAGAUGUCAAGUCCAAGAAGCUGAGGAAGUGUUUUGCUAAACUGCAAGCUCUGAAGCAGGAGUUGGAAGACAUCAAUGGCGAGUACAACCGGGACAGGCGUGAACUGGAGGAGACCCAGCAUGACCUGAUGAAGGAGUUGAAGCUCAAGUACUUGAUCAUCGAUAACUUCAUUCCUGUGGAAGAGAAGCACAAGAUCCUAUCCAGGGUACGGUUUGACGAGGAUGAGGACACUUGGGUCAUCAAGGAACCCAGUGUCUCUAGUGUCGAAGUGAUCCAGCGACCCACUGCGACUCCUGGUGCCAGAAGACCUACUACUGAGUACGCAAAGAUUGCUCUGGCCAUGGGACGUGGCUACAGGUACGCUGGCGAGAACAUCCUCAACCUGGAACUCGACAUGCCUUCGCGUACGACCUUGGACUACCAAGGGCCCGCCAUCGCCCCGACCAUUCAAGCUGUCCUCGAAGAAGCGCUCCGUGACGAAGGUGACAUCGACGUCGACGCAUCGAAUGUCAGGCUCAGGACACCCAAACCCAGGAUCCCAUCUGCCAAGACGCGGCCUCGGAGUGUUGGUAAGAUCCCGCAGAUGCAAAUUCCCGCUCCAGUUUACCCUAAGACCCGGGGACUUGUUCCUAAAUAGGCUUGUUUUAUAUUUAUAUGUUAUAUAUAAUGACUUAUAUGUCUACGCUAUUUUUCUCGCUGGCUUCAGUCGAUUUCACGUCUGCUUAUCCUAAGAAAUCAAUGGAAACUUAUUGAUUUUGAGGAUUUUUUUAUUUUUUAUAAAAUUCAUAAUUGUACAGCAGUAAUUAAAAAUAAAAUUAUCAGGCCGUUUAAUCAAUAAUAAAUACUAUUAUUAAUUAAACGCCCUGAUAUUUUUUUUUCAAUCAGAGAACGGUCAAUAGUUUCAAUUAAUUUCUUUUACAGCGGAUUAGGUAUUUUUAUCAAAGUAUUUUGUAAUUAUACAAGAGUGGACUCCAGAGUCAUCUCGAGUCGACUUUUGUAUAAAAGCCGUAUUUAUAAUUUAAUUGUCUUACUAAAACUAAAUGACUAAGGAUGAGAUAAUGAACGUGUACUUGUCUGAAAUAAAACUAGACUGAAUAAUCUAGUCAUAAAUGUGCAAUUUAAACACUUAAAU
Molecule: messenger RNA, 2993 nt
Organism: Microplitis mediator
Lineage: Eukaryota; Metazoa; Arthropoda; Insecta; Hymenoptera; Braconidae
Gene: Klp68D
Product: kinesin-like protein KIF3B
Exons: 2
Coding region: 312-2498 (728 amino acids)
Biological process (GO): microtubule-based movement
Molecular function (GO): ATP binding; microtubule binding; microtubule motor activity
Source: RefSeq, a predicted model, not a curated record